GCAGCUGUCUCUGUUUUUAAUACGUCUUGUGUUUUGAAUAUCACUUUCUGGCGAUGUGUUAAAUACAAUUUUUCGUUUGCAACAGAAAUAUUAGAAUAGUGCAAUCCUUCGUUUAGUACCCUUUUCUGUAUUAUCAAAAAAGAAAUGACGUAUGUAAGUUCGUGGGAAGAGUUUGAGAAAGGUGCAGAGAGGUUAUAUCUUCAAGACCCAGCGAAGGCUCGGUAUACAAUGAAAUAUUGCCAUAAUAAAGGUGUUCUAUGUCUAAAACUUACAGAUAAUCGAACAUGCCUACAAUACAAAACAGAAAUAGCACAGGAUUUAAAGAAGAUGGAAAAAUUUAUAGGAAAUCUGAUGAGGCACAUGGCAUCUAAAGAGAGCUAAACAAGGACUAGAUAAGA
Molecule: messenger RNA, 398 nt
Organism: Habropoda laboriosa
Lineage: Eukaryota; Metazoa; Arthropoda; Insecta; Hymenoptera; Apidae
Gene: Srp9
Product: signal recognition particle 9 kDa protein
Exons: 3
Coding region: 145-381 (78 amino acids)
Biological process (GO): negative regulation of translational elongation; SRP-dependent cotranslational protein targeting to membrane
Cellular component (GO): signal recognition particle, endoplasmic reticulum targeting
Molecular function (GO): 7S RNA binding
Source: RefSeq, a predicted model, not a curated record